Molecule: messenger RNA, 1483 nt
Organism: Dermochelys coriacea (leatherback sea turtle)
Lineage: Eukaryota; Metazoa; Chordata; Testudines; Dermochelyidae
Gene: TIPRL
Product: TOR signaling pathway regulator
Exons: 8
Coding region: 325-1026 (233 amino acids)
Biological process (GO): TOR signaling
Cellular component (GO): cytosol
Source: RefSeq, a predicted model, not a curated record
GCUUCCCCUUCCCGUCCCGUCCCGUCCCCUCCCGCCGGCCCCGCCAUGUACCCCGUGUUCCAAAGCACCAGCCGCGACUUCACUUUCGGGCCCUGGAGACUCAACGCCGCCCGGACCCACAUCAUGAAAUCGGCCCAGGCCGAGAGGUAUUCAGGACUCUUGUUGUGGACUGUUCAACUCAGGUUUCCUUACAAAUGGACCACUCGCCUGGUCACAUGUGGCAACAAUUUCUGUUUCUAUAAAGCAGUGGGGGAAACUGCUUCCUUCAGACCGGACUAAAGUUUGUUUGAAACUUGCACGUUAAAAUUAGCUGAUGAAUUGCACAUGCCUUCCCUCCCAGAAAUGAUGUUUGGAGACAACAUCCUAAGAAUUCAGCAUGAUUAUGGCUUUGGAAUUGAGUUCAAUGCAACAGAUGCUUUAAAAUGUGUAAAUAACUAUCAAGGUAUGAUUAAAGUGGCCUGUGCAGAGGAAUGGCAAGAGAGCAGGACUGAGGCUGAACACACAAAAGACGUAGUUAAACCAUAUGAUUGGACCUAUACGACAGACUACAAAGGAACAUUAUUAGGAGAAACUGUAAAGUUAAAAGUUGUACCUACAACUGAUCACAUUGAUACAGAGAAAUUGAAAGCCCGGGAACAGAUUAUGUUUUUUGAAGAGGUUCUGCUGUUUGAAGAUGAGCUUCAUGAUCAUGGCGUUUCAAGCCUGAGUGUAAAAAUAAGAGUAAUGCCUUCCAGCUUCUUUGUAUUGUUGAGGUUUUUCUUGCGCGUUGAUGGUGUUCUUAUCAGGAUGAAUGAUACAAGACUUUACCAUGAGGCUGACAAGCCCUACAUGUUACGGGAAUACACAUCUAAAGAAAGCAAAAUUUCAAGCUUAACGCAUGUUCCACCCUCCCUGUUCACGGAGCCUAAUGAGAUCUCUCAGUAUUUACCUGUAAAGGAGACUGUUUAUGAGAAGCUAGAAUUCCCAGAGAAGUUGGAUCCUGAGCCUACAGCCUCAUCAGAAAGCACAUGCAUGGAAUGUAAAUAAAUGUGACUUUAUGUGGACUUGAAAUGGGCCCUCUUCUGGAGAUCAUAUGAUCACUUGACCGUUACUACUGGCGUAGUUUCACUAUUUUUGGGCUAAAGAUCAUUUGUUUGGCUAAUUUUUUUGUAGCCUUAAGGGGGCAAAAAGCUCAUUUCAGACAAGUUUCACUAAUGUGUAUAUUGUUCUUUUUUUUUUUUUUAAUUAUUAUUUCAAACCCCUGUCUGGAAUUAAAGAUAGACUGGUAACAAACAGGAGAAUUGCCUUGGAAAAUAAACUCCUCCCAUGAAUAACAGUUUUUGUUCUGUUUUGAGCAUUUGGCAUUGCCUACAUCCGCAACCACUAGCACCCUGGAUCAAGAAUUUUGGCUCUUGGUACAGAGAAGCUAGUGUAAUUCACAAACCUGAGCAGCUUUUAUUAACUGUAUGUAGAAUUUGUCUACAAUAAAAGGUUUUGUUUCCUA